Molecule: messenger RNA, 483 nt
Organism: Didymodactylos carnosus
Lineage: Eukaryota; Metazoa; Rotifera; Eurotatoria; Philodinida; Philodinidae
Source: the annotation of a GenBank genome assembly
AUGUGUUUCCAGCUUGCUGUAUGUGCUUCAUGUGUUUUAGGUGAAUGGAAAGAUGAUAAAAGAACUGGCCGAGGAACAUCCAGUUGGACAACUGGUAAUAAAUACGUUGGUGAUUACGAAAAUGACAGGAAACACGGUCAUGGUACAUACAUAUUUGCAAGUGGUAACAAAUACGACGGUGAAUGGAAGGAUGAUAGAAUGAAUGGCCAAGGAACAUUCAGUUGGUCAAAUGGCGAUAAAUACGAGGGUGAAUGGAAAGAUGAUAAAAUGACUGGCCGAGGAAGACUGAAUUGGUCAAAUGGUAACAAAUAUGAGGGUGAAUGGAAAGAUGAUAAAAUGACUGGCCGUGGAACAUUUCUUUGGACAAAUGGUGAUAUAUACGACGGUCAGUGGAAAGAUAGUAAGCAAUAUGGUAAAGGCGUUAUGACAAAUGCAAAUGGCACACGACACGAAGGUUGGUGGAAAGACGGCAUGAGGUGUUAA